UUCACAUCAGGUUCUAAUUCGAAAAAAUCCCCCCAAAACUGCGACUCGCGAACAAAACCUCCCCUACUCUCUGCGGUCCCCCGUACGCACACAUGUAUAUAUAUGGUAAAUCCGGCGAUUAAAACCAUCCGAAAUUGCGAUCAACGACAGAUGAUUAAAGCGUGCCCCACGUCACACUUGUGAAAUCUCGUUUGGCGAAGAAGCGAAGUGAUUUUAGUUAGGUAUUUUUCUGGCUUUGCCGGAAAUCGAUCAGUUUUUGAAGGUUCGUCGACGAUGUGUAGACGUGUGUGCCUCAUUUUUGCCGUUCUGGUUGCGGGCGCAACCUCCGACACCGACAUCGAAAUAGUAACGCGGGACCAAUGGGGCGCCCGCCCGCCGCGCAUGGUCGAACCGAUGGCCAACCCCGUGCCCUACGUCGUCAUCCACCACAGUUACAUUCCGGCCGCCUGCAACACCUCCGAGGAGUGCGUUCAAGCCAUGAAGUGGAUGCAGGACUUCCAUCAGUUAAACAGGUCGUGGAAUGAUGUAGGUUACAGUUUUGCUGUGGGUGGUGACGGUAAGGCGUACGUGGGAAGGGGCUGGAGUGCUGUGGGGGCGCACGCUCCUAAAUUUAAUAAUAAAAGUAUCGGUAUUUGCAUCAUUGGUGACUGGAGACAUGAGCUUCCACCAGUGGAGCAGCUGCAGGCUGUGCAACAGCUGAUAGACCUGGGGGUGAGGGAGAACAAAAUAAGUCCAGAUUACAUACUACUGGGCCACAAACAGGCGAGGUUGGGCACCGAAUGUCCUGGUGAUCGUCUUUACAAGGAAAUCCAGACGUGGAAAAACUGGCAACCGUCGCCAACACCGAAGGUUGAACCCAAGGAAGAGAUUGAUGAUGGGAAUAUCCUCAAAAAACGCACAGCAGAUAAUGCACAGUGAAAUUAUUCUAAUAUACAUUGAUCUGUUGGAUGGUGAAAUUGGACCAAAGGACUUUAAUAAUUUAAUGGUUGCAUGUUUCUACUUGUCUUGUGUUUACCAAAGUAUUAUUAGUUAUAGUGGUUAAAUCAUAGGUAUAUUAAUUUUAUAAUAAUAAAUAUGUAUAUUUUUAUUUACAACAAUAAACCAAAUUUCC
Molecule: messenger RNA, 1111 nt
Organism: Aethina tumida (small hive beetle)
Lineage: Eukaryota; Metazoa; Arthropoda; Insecta; Coleoptera; Nitidulidae
Product: peptidoglycan-recognition protein LB
Exons: 3
Coding region: 274-918 (214 amino acids)
Biological process (GO): innate immune response; peptidoglycan catabolic process
Molecular function (GO): peptidoglycan binding; zinc ion binding; N-acetylmuramoyl-L-alanine amidase activity
Source: RefSeq, a predicted model, not a curated record